AUGACGGUUACGAAUAGCGAACAGAAAGUUACGGUUGGCGUGCUUGCCCUGCAAGGCGCUUUCAGCGAACACAUCCAACUCUUGCGCUCCGCGGCUUCGAAUAUCGCCUCCGCGCCACCAUUUCAGUUCAUCCAAGUGCGCACUCCGGAGCAACUCGAGCAAUGCGAUGGUCUCAUCAUUCCUGGUGGCGAGAGCACAACCAUGUCCCUCGUAGCCGCACGAAGCAACCUCCUUGAGCCCCUGCGCGACUUUGUCAAGGUCCAGCGCAAGCCGACGUGGGGCACAUGCGCCGGUCUCAUAUUGCUUGCAGAAAGCGCGAACCGGACAAAGAAGGGUGGGCAAGAAUUGAUUGGAGGUCUGGAUGUGAGAGUGAACAGAAAUCAUUUUGGAAGGCAACAAGAAAGUUUCCAAGCCAAUCUCAACUUGCCGUUCCUGGACGCCACAAGCAGCACUGGCAAGAGCGAUCCAUAUCGCUGUGUCUUUAUACGCGCGCCUGUAGUCGAAAAGGUGUUGCCCACCUCCAAAGCGGUUGGCAUCCAGAAGAGUGAGAGUGAGAGGGAGGAUACUGUUGUUGCACCAAGUAAGACACCCGUCGAUGAUCUGGCAAGGAAGGAAUUGGAUCGCGAAGUCGAGAUCAUGGCCACAUUAUCCACGAAUGCGAAGCCACUACAAGAUAACCAGGAGCACAAUCAUGUGGGUGCAGAGGACAUAAUCGCUGUUCGGCAGGGCAAUGUCUUUGGAUGUAGUUUCCACCCAGAGCUGACAGAGGACUCGCGCAUACAUGUGUGGUGGUUGGGCGAAGUCCUCAAGGCGGUAGAAAGAAGAGAGCAGUUCGAACUGGCGGACCGGACAAAGUGAGCUACGCAUCUUAUGAAAGAGUACUCAAGACUUGUAUUUGUAGACCGCAUUACUAGACUUCGCCCGAGCGGCAGGCGUUUUGAAGACGGCAGUAAAUUUCAAACGGUAUCUGA
Molecule: messenger RNA, 971 nt
Organism: Bipolaris maydis ATCC 48331
Lineage: Eukaryota; Fungi; Ascomycota; Dothideomycetes; Pleosporales; Pleosporaceae
Product: class I glutamine amidotransferase-like protein
Biological process (GO): pyridoxine metabolic process; pyridoxal 5'-phosphate biosynthetic process
Cellular component (GO): glutaminase complex; cytosol
Molecular function (GO): glutaminase activity
Source: RefSeq, a predicted model, not a curated record